Messenger RNA from Cataglyphis hispanica, 2020 nucleotides. RefSeq names its product casein kinase II subunit beta (gene CkIIbeta). Gene Ontology annotation, cellular component: cytoplasm; protein kinase CK2 complex. Bases 142 to 819 code for a protein of 225 amino acids. Gene Ontology annotation, molecular function: protein kinase regulator activity. The record is from RefSeq and is a predicted model, not a curated record. The transcript is spliced from 5 exons. NCBI's taxonomy places the organism in Eukaryota, Metazoa, Arthropoda, Insecta, Hymenoptera, Formicidae.
CGCCGAGGUCUGUUUAUUUUUGAUUUUUCGUUAGAUAGCUGUAGCUCCACGUCGGCAAUUUGCAAGAGUAAUGCGCUUCUUCGUCGUGCCUCGUCCCGUGCAACGUAUUCGAAAAACAAUUGAUCUAUAGCAGCAAUUGCCAUGGAAACGAAAAUGAGCAGCUCCGAGGAAGUGUCCUGGAUUUCGUGGUUUUGCGGCUUGCGCGGGAACGAGUUCUUUUGCGAGGUGGAUGAAGAUUAUAUUCAAGACAAAUUUAAUUUGACGGGACUGAAUGAACAAGUACCACAUUAUCGUCAAGCAUUGGAUAUGAUUCUCGAUCUUGAACCUGAUGAUGAUUUGGACGACAACCCAAAUCAAUCAGAUUUGGUCGAACAAGCAGCAGAGAUGCUUUAUGGUCUUAUUCACGCACGAUAUAUACUUACCAAUCGUGGCAUUGCUCAAAUGAUCGAAAAAUACCAAGCAGGCGAUUUCGGCCAUUGUCCGCGAGUUUACUGUGAAUCCCAGCCGAUGUUACCGUUAGGCCUCAGCGAUGUUCCCGGUGAGGCAAUGGUCAAGAGCUACUGUCCCAAGUGCAUGGACGUUUAUACGCCAAAGAGUUCGAGACAUCAUCAUACCGAUGGAGCUUAUUUUGGAACAGGAUUUCCACACAUGCUGUUCAUGGUUCAUCCCGAAUACAGACCGAAACGUGCGGCAAAUCAAUUUGUACCUAGAUUAUACGGCUUUAAAAUUCAUCCUCUAGCAUAUCAGAUUCAGCAACAAUCUGCGUCCACGUUUAAAGCACCUUUACGGGCUCUUAACUACAAUAAUGGAAAACGUUAAGGUCAUUUCGGAAUAGCCUAGAAUACUUCUUUUUAUUACUCGCAAUUUCUAAUUUCGUUCUGAAGAUUCAAAUAAAAUAUUUUUUAUAUCUCUGUUUCUCCUAUGCAAUAUGUUUCUGCGCAAAUAGGACAUUUCCUAAAGAGUCGCUCCUUGCAACUCUAUCCACUCAUUAUCUCAUUGCUUUUACAUUUUCGGAAUAUCCGAUAUUACCUAAAGACACAAGAAGAAAAAGAGGAGAGGGAAGAAAGAAAGAGAGAGAGGGGAGGGGGGCAAGCAUUUAAUUUUGUGUAAAUCAUUGUCAUAAUUUGAAUUGUAGCAAAAAUAUUGUUUUCAAUAAUCGUUUACAUAAAGAAUCAAUAUGUUUUUGUAUAGAAACUUUGAACAUAAUUCACAAUCAUUAAAGGAUAAAAAAAAAAUAAAAAAAAAACACUAUAUAUAGAACAAUUGCGUUAGAUCGUAAAUAAGGAAAGACAUGAAUGAUUAUAGGAUAGAAUACACAUCUGUUUUGUACGAGAGUCGUUCGCAUCACUGUAUUUGCUGCCAAGUAGUUCCUAAAAACGUGCAGAAGCGGACUUCCUAAAAAGAGAAUCGAGAAGUGGAUAAAGAGAAAGAGAGAGUACUCUGAGUUUCGCAUUGGUUCUUUUCAAGACGAAAAAUAAUGUAUAAAGGAGAAUAUAGCUAUUAAGUGUAAUUUAAUUUAAUUAUCGAAGUAAUUUGUGUGCGAACUGUGACAGAAACAAUUUAUUGAUAUGUAAAAUCGUGUAGAUAAUAUAUAUAUAUAUAUAUAUAUAUAUAUAUAUAUAUAUAUAUAUAUAUAAAUAAUUUAUUUUAAUGCCAAAAAAAUUAUUGAACUCGAGACAAAGUAAUUUCAAGAAACGAAAAAUCGUGCACAAUGUUCCAUGAAAAAGAUUAAAAUAGAUGAUUAUCUUCGUUUCUAUCACAGUUUUCGAAACGUUUUUAUUGACAUUUAGCAUUGGUGAAAGGAAGAUUUCGCGCGAAAAUUUAGAAAAUAAAAAAAAUUCUGUGUACAAUUUUUAACGCAGAACAACAAAGCUACUAGUAGUAUUUUCUUCAUUUCGUUUAAUUAUUCGCGAAGUAAAGUUUUAAGUCAAAUAGAUUUUGUAUCCAAAUUAAUUGAUUUUUAAUAGGGAAAACUACGAUAUCGUAUUUGCACUUAAAAUUAAAGUACGAUUUAUUUACA